AUGGCCGCUCAGGUCGCUAGCGUCGCCACUCUCAACACUAGCCCGCCAUCCGAACUCAAAAAGCCGGAUCGGGACCCACAGGAGGAGUCGGUACCGGGAGAGAAACAGCAUGAAAAUAAGGAACCGGGACCUGACGGCGGAUCUCCCGGCCAGAAGGAGCUGCAGGACGGGGCCGACGCUGGAAAUGCUGGGGGAGGAGGGGAUCCUGACAUGAAGAACGGCAACGGGAAUCUGCCCAGGGUAAAUAAUAAUAGCAGUAACCAGAACGAUGCGGGCGGGCCCGAGGGGAAUAACCAUCCCGGAAUGGGACACCACCACCCGGGCCCCUUUCCUCCACCUCCUUACGGUUACAACCAGCACUACAGCCGGGCCUCUUUUCAUCAACAUGGCGGACAACAAAGCCCUGGCAUGGCAGCUGCGUCGGGGCCGGGCAUGAUGGACCCUUAUCCCCCUAAUUCACACGAACACGGCUACCCCAACCACUAUAACAACUACAGCCCGUUCCAGAACAGGACUUCCUAUCAGGGCCAAGGGUACGGGGCCAUGAAUUCCCCGCGAAACAACCAGCCUCCGGCGGCUGGGGGGCAGCCAGGCAAGCAACAGCCAGCAGGAGGAACCACCGCUAUGGCUGCCUCUUACAACAACCAGAGGUACAACAUGGGAAGCCAGCAGCCCACGUCCACGCCAACUUUAAAUCAGCUUUUGACAUCGCCCAGCUCCGCCAGGAGCUACCAGAAUUACCCGCAGGGAGACUAUAACAAUCAGGAAGGGGCCGGCAAGGGGCCGGGAGAUGUGGGCAGCAGUCAGUACGGUGGGGUCCAUCCGGGUUGGCCACAAAGGACCCUCCACCAGCCGCCCAUGAGCCCGGGAAACAGCGGACAGCCCGCCAACAGAAACCAGCCUCCUAGCCCAAUGGACCAGGUCGGGAAGAUGCGCGGGCAGUCGUACGGGGGACCCAACCCUUACUCACAGCAGCAGCAAGGGACCCCCACAGGGCCCGGACCCCAGCAGGCGGGCCCUUACCCGGGCCAGGGCUACGGACCUCCGGGCCCUCAGAGGUAUCCCAUGGCCAUGCAGAACCGAACACCUGGUGCUAUGGGCGGCAUGCAGUACGGCCAGCAGAUGUCAGCUUAUGGACAACAGGGGCCUGGUGGCUACAGCCAGCAAGGCCAGGGCUACUAUGGCCAGCACGGAGCCCCCCCCCACCCUGGCCAGCAACAGCCUCCGUACUCGGGGCAACCCCAGGGCACCUCCGGGGCGCCCUACCCCCAGCAGGGCCACCCCUCACAGCCGUCCGGCCAACACGGGCAGCCGGGACCCCCCUACCAACAGUCCCAAGGUCCACACGGUCCUCCUGCGGGUCAGCCCCCCUACAGCCAGUCCCCACAGUCUCAGCCGGGGCAGCCGCCCUACGCCCCUCCCCAGCAGCAGCAGCAGCAGCAGCCGCCUCAACAGCAGCAGCAGGGGCCGGGUCCCCAAAGUCAGCAGGGCCCUCAAGGCCAGCCAGGCUACCAACAACCCCCUGGACCGGGGCAGCCCCCGCAGCAGCAAACCCCGCAGCAGCAGCAACAGCCGCAGCAAGGACCCCCACAACAACAACAACAACAACAGCAGCAGCAGCAGCAACAACAACAACAGCAACAGCAGCAGCAGCCAGGAGGUCCACCUCCUCAAGCCCAGCAACCUCCGGGUCACGGCCAGCAGGGCCAACCGUCACCGUACUCCCAGACACCCCCCCUGCAGCAGCAGCAGCAGCAGCAGCAGCAGCCGCCACCACAACAACAACAACAACAACCACCGCAGCAACAGUCACCAUAUCAGAGGUUCCCGCCUCCACCACAGGAACUCUCCCAGGAUUCCUUUAGCUCCCAGUCCAGCGCUCCUCCUUCCAACCAGCCCAUGGCUUCCAACAAGAGCAGUCAAGAAGACAGCAUGCAGGGCCGGCCCUCCAGUCUGCCGGAUCUGUCCGGCUCCAUCGACGACCUGCCCACCGGGACGGAGGGCGCCCUGAGCCCCGGCGUCAGCACCUCAGGGGUCUCCAGCAGUCAGGGGGAGCAGAGCAAUCCGGCCCAGUCGCCCUUCUCGCCGCACACUUCGCCCCACUUGCCGGGCAUCCGCGGACCCUCGCCAUCACCCGUGGGCUCCCCCGCCAGCGUCACCCCCUCCCGCACCGGGCCGCUGUCCCCUGCUGCUGUGCCAGGCAAUCAGAUGCCUCCGCGGCCGCCCAGCGUCCAGUCAGACACCAUCAUGCACUCGUCUAUGAACCAGUCCGCCAUGGGCCAGGAGAGGGUGUACAUGCGUAACCCUCAGAUGGCUCCCUACGGGUCGCCUGGUCAACCUGGCUCCGCCUUAUCUCCACGCCAGUCUUCGGGAGGCCAGAUGCAUGCUGGGAUGGGACCAUAUCCCCAGAACAACUCCAUGGGGAACUACGGGCCUCAGGGCGGGCAGUAUGGUCCGCAAGGUUACCCCAGGCAGCCCGCUUACACCGGGAUGCCCAAUGCCAACUACCCCACCGGUCCGGCCGGCAUGAGCGGCUCCAUGAACCCCAUACCGGGUCAGGGCAGCGGGGCUCCGUACGGGGGCAUCCCGCCCGGCAGAAUAGGCCCGACGCAGAUGGGUCCUCGGCCCUUCGGUCCCGCCAUGGCCGCAAACAUGGCCGGCAUGCCUCUCCAGGUGGCGUCCGGGAUGUGUUCUCUUCCGGCCAUGAACAGGAAGGAGGGCGGCUCUUCCAUGCACCACGGGCUCACUAACUCCGUACACAACAGGCCUCCCGGCUACCCGAACAUGGCUCAGGGGAUGAUGGGAACGGGCUCUCCGUACGGCCCUGGCAUGAACAGCAUGCACGGCAUGAUGAACCAGGGAGCGCCGGGGCCUUACCCAAUGGGAGCAAAUCUAGCCAACAACACUCCUGGAAUGGCUCCCAGUUCGGAGUUUGGCGUGGAAAAAAUGAACCCGACCCAGAAGAUAAACAACAAAAUGGAGGGAACUCCCAAGCCCGAAUCCAAAAAGAAGUCGAGCUCCUCCACCAUCACCAAUGAGAAGAUCACUCGUCUCUACGAGCUCGGCCCGGAGCCGGAGCGGAAGAUGUGGGUGGAUCGGUUCCUGGCCUUCGCCGAGGAGAAGGCCAUGGGCAUGAACAACCUGCCCGCCGUCGGACGCAAGCCCCUCGAUCUCUUCCGGCUCUACGUGUCCGUCAAGGAGAUCGGCGGCCUCACACAGGUGAACAAGAACAAGAAGUGGAGGGAGCUGGCCACCAACCUGAACGUGGGCACGUCGAGCAGCGCGGCCAGCUCGCUAAAGAAACAGUACAUCCAGUGUCUGUACGCCUUCGAGUGCAAGAUCGAGCGCGGCGAGGACCCGCCCGCCGACUUCUUCAACACGGACACCAAAAAGAACCAGCCGAAGAUCCAGCCUCCCAGCCCAGCUGGUUCUGGAUCCCUGCAAGGACCGCAGACGCCCCAGUCCACCAGUAGUUCCAUGGCAGAAAGUGGAGACCUGAAGCCCCCGACCCCAGCCUCCACCCCACACACGCAAAUGCCUCCAAUGCCUGGCGCCAGCAGGAGUAGCGUCAACCUGCAGGACCCAUUUGCGGAUGGCGUUGACCCGGCGUUUUCCAGGAGGAACGCCAUGACUCCCAACUCACAGGGCUACCAGCCCGGCAUGGGGGGCCCGGAGAUGAUCGCUCGAAUGGGUCCCUACGAGUCCAACAAGGACCCCUUCGGUGGCAUGAGGAAAGCUGGAGAGCAGUUCAUGCAGCCGGGUCCCAACAGUGGGAUGGGAGAACAGUACAACCGAGGUCCACCAGGCCCUAUGGGUAACAUGCAGAUGGGCCAGAGGCAACAGUACCCAUACGGAUACGACAGACGGCCGGAGCCCGGCAUGGGCCCUGACGGCAGCAUGGGACCAGGAGGCCCUCAGCCCAACAUGAUGCCGUCCGGUGCCGAGACGGGGAUGUACUCGCCCAGCCGCCCUCCACCACAGCAACGGCAUGAAUCCUUCAGCAAUCAGUACCCUGGCCAAGGAGCUCCCCCUGGUGGCCCAUACCCAAAUCCACAGCCAGGAAUGUAUCCACAGCAGCAACCGAACUACAAGCGUCCCGUGGAUGGAGGGUAUGGUCCUCCUGCCAAGCGCCACGAGGGGGAAAUGUACAAUGUCUCCUACAGUGGUCAGCAGCAGCCUGGACCCCAGCCCUCGGGGCCCCAGGGCCAACAGGAGAUAUAUAACCAGUAUAAUGCGUAUCCUGGAGGGGACCGCAGACCACCAGGUCCACAGAACCAGUUCCCCUUCCCCUUUGGCCGGGACAGGGUGCCGCCAUCGGCGGGGCCCAACUCCCAGGCUCCGAUGCCUCCCCAAAUGAUGUCGAGCCCCAUGCCCUCGGGUCCCGAUGCCUCCCAGGGCCCAAUGUGGCAGGGUCGCAAUGAGAUGGGGUACCCCAACUAUCCAAACAGACCAGGACCUCCCGUGCCAGGUCAGGGCCCCGGCUACCACGGCAUGAACCGCUCAGAGGAGAUGAUGCCCUCGGACCAACGCAUGAACCACGAGGGUCAGUGGCCCGGCCACGUCAACCAGCGCCAGCCCCCGUUUGGCCCCGGUGGUUCCGGACCGCCCAUGACCAGACCCCUGCCGUCCACCUACCAGACUUCGCAGAACCACAUUCCUCAGGUGUCGAGCCCAACCCCGAUGCCCCGGCCCAUGGAGAGCAGGACGUCGCCCAGCAAGUCCUCCUACAUGCAUCCGGGGAUCAAGGUGCAGAAAGCCGGACCCCCGGUACCCGCCUCCCACAUCGGCCAGGCCCCGGUGCAGCAGCCCAUGAUCAGGCGAGAUGUGGCCUUCCCUCCCGGCUCGGUGGAGGCCUCCCCACCCCACCUGAAGCCUCGCAGACGGCUCACCAUGAAAGACAUUGGCACUCCCGAGGCUUGGAGAGUGAUGAUGUCGCUGAAGUCGGGCCUCCUCGCCGAGAGCACCUGGGCCUUGGACACCAUUAACAUCUUACUGUAUGACGACAAUAGCAUUACUACUUUCAACUUGUGCCAGCUGCCUGGUUUCCUGGAGCUGGUGGUGGAGUACUUCAGACGCUGCCUCAUCGAGAUCUUUGGCAUCUUAAAGGAGUACGAAGUGGGAGACCCCGGCCAGCGCACCCUCAUAGACCCCGACGCGGCCGAGGAUCUCGAGGACGAAACCCCCUUGACCGAGGGCGAGGACAUGGACGUGGACGAAGAAGACGAUGAGGACGAGGAGCCGGAGGAAACCAAGGCCAGUCCCGACACCCCCUCGCUGGUCCAGGUGAAGCAGGAGGAGGAGAGCGCUCACAAACGCACCACUUCAGAGGACGAGGACGAGGAGAAGGAAAGGGAGUCUUCUACCAAGGAACCCACCACCUCUACCUCCGGGUCCUCCCAGGACCCAAACCUCCACCCGGAGAAGCCCAGGCAGGCCAGCAAGUUCGACAAGCUCCCCAUCAAGGUGGUGCGGAAGAAGAACCCCUUCCUGGUGAACCUCUCGUCCAAGCUGGGGCAACGGCAGAGCUUCGACAGCGGCCUGACACACUGGAGCAUCGGCGGCGGCGACACCACCGAACACAUUCAGACCCACUUUGAGAGCCGGAGGGACCUCCUCAAGCAGCGCAAAUGCAAGCCCACGGCGGGCGCUGGCCGCAAGAAGUUCCAGGCGUCCGAGGCCGCGACGGAAACCGCGGAGAAGUCCAACGGGGAGAGUAAACCUCGGGGGCAGCCGUCCGAGUCUUCGGACCCUCGGAGGUCCUCGGCGGAGAAAAGCGCGCCUCCUCCCCUCCCCAUCGGCGCGCCGGUCACCGCCACCAUCGACGACGUGCUGUCGGCCCGCCCGGGCUCGGUCACGGAGGAGGUGGUCCGCGGCGGCGCGGAGGAGCAGAAGGAGAACGGCAAGUACCUGUUCAGCAUCAACCCCGACCUGCAGAGCCGACGCAACAUCAAGAUCCUGGAGGACGAGCCGCACAGCAAGGACGAGACGCCGCUCAGCACCCUGUCGGAGUGGCAGGACUCGCUGGCCCGGCGCUGCGUCUGCGUCUCCAACAUCGUGCGCAGCCUCUCGUUCGUCCCGGGCAACGACCUGGAGAUGUCGAAGCACCCGGGCCUCCUGCUGCUGCUGGGCCGCCUGGUGCUGCUCCACCACAGGCACCCCGAGCGCAAGCAGGCGCCGGUCACCUACGAGAAGGAGGAGGAGGAGGACGAGGGCGUCAGCUGCGAGAGGGACGAGUGGUGGUGGGAUUGCCUCGAGGUGCUGAGGGAAAACUGCCUCGUCACUCUGGCGAACAUCUCAGGCCAGCUGGACCUUUCCAUCUACCCGGAGAGCAUAUGCCUGCCGCUGCUGGACGGCCUGCUCCACUGGGCGGUCUGCCCCUCGGCGGAGGCCCUGGACCCCUUCCCCACGCUGGGGCCCCACGGCUCGCUUUCCCCCCAGAGACUGGUCCUCGAGACCCUCAGCAAGCUCAGCAUCCAGGACAACAACGUGGACCUCAUACUGGCGACGCCGCCGUUCCGCCGCUUGGAGAAGCUGUACGGCUCGCUGGUGCGCUUGGUCGGCGAGCGCAAGGUGGCCGUCUGCCGGGAAAUGGCCGUGGUCCUGCUGGCCAACUUGGCGCAGGGCGACGGCCUGGCGGCGCGGGCCAUCGCCGUGCAGAAGGGCAGCGUGGGUAACCUGCUGGGCUUCCUGGAGGACAGCCUAGCGGCCACGCAGUACCAGCAGGGCCAGAGCUCCCUGCUGCAGAUGCAGGGCGGACCUCAGUUCGAGCCCACCAGCGUGGACAUGAUGCGGCGGGCGGCCCGCGCCCUGCACGCCCUGGCCAAGGUGGAGGAGAACCACUCCGAGUUCACUUUGUACGAGUCGCGGCUACUGGACAUCUCGGUGUCCCCACUUAUGAACUCUCUGGUGUCCCAAGUGAUCUGUGACGUACUGUUUCUGAUUGGCCAGUCAUGACAGCCGUGGGGAGGUUUCAGCUCCGCCUCUUUCCGUUCCCUCCCCCCCUCAGCCCUUUUCUUUGUGUGCGUGCGUGUGUCUGUCGCGUGUGAGUGAAAAGAGCAAAUACUGACUUGUCCUUUUUUUUUUUUUUUUAAUUCUUUAUUUUCUUUUUGUUUUAUUUAUGCAAAAUCACCUCGGAUUCCACUGUCUUUCUACCCCUGCUUCUCACUAAAGGAAGGAAUAUCAUGAAGUAGCUGUGGAUUUUAAACGUCUGAGAUGGAAAGAUACUGACACAGAGGAGCAGAUUGGGGACCCAGGCAUAGGACAGAGCGCGCUGCCCUGCGGGGGGAAAAAAAGGACUUGUUUUUUAAUGAAAAGAAAAAUCUCCAGGAAAAAAAAAAAAAAAAGAAGAAGAAACUGUAACCAAAGUUGCUGUCUCGUUUACAGUGAGUUUGGGGGAUACGUGAGCUCGCUUUCUCCCUCCGGGGGGGGGGGGGGGGGGGAGGUGGAAAGUGGGGGUGUCGGGGUUGGCAGGGGGAAGAGGGCACGGACUAAACAAUAUUAUGGUUCAUGUUUGGAGGCUACAUAGACUCCCGGACUGUGGUGUGGUAUAGUUGCUGUAACUUUGGAUGCUAUAUACUCGGCCCCACAGGAACCACACUAUUGGCUGUGAACGGACCGUUGUCAUGGGAGGCCUGUGCAGUAGAUUGUAGGACUUUUUUUCUGUACUGUACACCUUAAAAAAACUGUAAACAUACUGUAAUAAUACUGUUUCACACUGAGAUACGCUGGCUUGGCAGCAAACUGUAGUUUUUAAAAACAGUUUUAGUUAAUGUCGAGAGAGAAAACGGCUUUCCCCCCAAAGUAUGGUGAACCUACAACACCCCGACCUCUUCUCUUUGUCCCUUGAUUGUAUGACUUGACCCUUAUAUUAAAAAGUCACCUCCUUAGGACUGGUCCUCAACUCUAGAUGCAGUCCAAGCUGCAGUGUAUAUAUGAUGUUGUACAUUACACUUUCUCUCUCUUUCUCAACUUCUGUUGCUCGUCACCAUUUUUAAUCUUUGACGAUUACAAGAUCCCCCCCACCCGCCCCACCCGCCAUCCCCCCUCCAGCAUCAAGUAGGCCAUGUGAUUACUUGACGCCUCCCUCUCCGUUACCCAGGCGCCUCGCCCUGCUCGUGUCGCUCUCCGGGGGUGUUCAGCUGCUGUCCAACGCCACCCCCAACAAACACAACUUCAAGUUUCAGUUUGUCUCCAGUCCGGGUGUAGAGAAUAUAACAAAGAUCAUUGAGCUCCUUCAUAAAUGACAAACUAGACCUUGAUGAAGAAACCCAUUUUUAUUUUGUUUAUUUUGUUUUUUUUUCCAGUGAUGCGGAUUCUGCAUAUUUGUAUUUCAGAUGAUGUAGCUAAAAACUUGAUGUAAAUUCCUCUUUUUUCCUUUUUUUUGGCUUAAUGAAUAUCAUUUAUUCAGUAUGAAAUCUUUAUACUAUAUGUUCCACGUGUUAAGAAUAAAUGUACAUUAAAUCUUCGUAA
This is a messenger RNA of Gasterosteus aculeatus aculeatus (three-spined stickleback), 8469 nucleotides long. It is a transcript of the gene arid1ab, whose product is annotated as AT-rich interactive domain 1Ab. Gene Ontology annotation, molecular function: DNA binding; nucleosome binding. Gene Ontology annotation, cellular component: brahma complex; nBAF complex; nucleoplasm. Gene Ontology annotation, biological process: regulation of transcription by RNA polymerase II; chromatin remodeling; positive regulation of DNA-templated transcription. NCBI's taxonomy places the organism in Eukaryota, Metazoa, Chordata, Actinopteri, Perciformes, Gasterosteidae. The record is from RefSeq and is a predicted model, not a curated record.